GAUUUUAUUUAAGUGGGCAAAAAAGAAAAGAGAAGAAAAGAAAUUCUCUUUCUCCUACAGAGAAACCCUAUUAUCGAUCAAUUUUUUCCCACUGCUUUCAUUCUAUUAUUUUCAAAGCUCUCUUGGCAUCUCUUUUGAUUUUUAAUCACUUUCGAUUUUGAAGAUUCAAUUUCUGUUUUCCUUCUUCGGUUCAGCUAAUAGAUAUUUAAUUCAGAGUUUAUUGCAAUGGGAAAGAAAAAGCAAGAGGAGAGUGGUGCUGCCGCAAAAGUUAAGGGUGGCAGCAAAGAUGUGAAGAAAGAGAAACUUUCUGUUUCAGCUAUGCUUGCUAGCAUGGACCAGAAACCUGAGAAACCAAAAAAGGCUACUUCUACUAAACCCAAGGCAAAGGGUCCAAAGGUUUCAUCUUACACUGAUGGGAUCGAUCUCCCACCAUCAGAUGAGGAGGAUGAGUUCCCCUCCGGGGAAGAACAAACUCAAUCUAACAGACAAGAAAGGCAGAGCUUGAAGCCACUUGAUACCUCCAUAAGUGAAAAGGAAUUGAAGAAGCGUGAGAAAAAGGAAAUGCUUGCUACCCAAGCUGCUGAGCUGGCAAAACAAGAGGCCCUUAAAGAUGAUCAUGAUGCUUUCACUGUGGUUAUUGGUAGUCGGGCUUCUGUCCUUGAUGGUGAGGAUGAUGCAGAUGCUAAUGUCAAAGAUAUAACCAUAGACAAUUUCUCUGUAUCAGCUCGUGGGAAAGAACUUCUUAAGAAUGCCUCGGUUAAGAUAUCCCAUGGUAAAAGAUAUGGUUUGGUUGGACCAAAUGGGAUGGGGAAGUCUACCUUGUUAAAGCUUCUUGCUUGGAGGAAGAUUCCAGUUCCAAAAAAUAUUGAUGUGCUCUUGGUUGAACAGGAAGUGGUUGGUGAUGAUAGAACUGCCCUUCAGGCUGUUGUUUCUGCGAAUGAAGAGUUAAUUAGGCUACGGGAAGAAGUUGCAGCUUUGCAAAAUUCUUCUGCUUCUAAUGGAGAGGAUGAAAAUGACCUCAAUGGAGAUGAUGCAGGAGAAAGGCUUGCAGAACUGUAUGAAAAGUUGCAGAUUUUGGGUUCAGAUGCUGCUGAAGCUCAGGCAUCUAAGAUUCUUGCUGGGUUGGGUUUCACCAAAGCAAUGCAAGGUCGUCCGACACGAUCAUUUAGUGGUGGAUGGAGGAUGAGAAUAUCUUUGGCCAGGGCACUUUUUGUACAACCAACACUUCUGUUGUUGGAUGAGCCCACUAACCAUCUUGACCUUAGGGCUGUACUUUGGCUGGAGGAAUAUUUAUAUCGGUGGAAGAAAACAUUGGUGGUUGUUUCUCAUGAUCGAGAUUUUCUCAAUACAGUUUGCACUGAAAUUAUUCAUCUCCAUGAUAUGAAGCUCCAGUUCUACCGUGGAAACUUUGAUGACUUUGAAUCAGGGUAUGAGCAGCGUCGUAAAGAGAUGAAUAAGAAGUUUGAAAUUUAUGAGAAGCAGGUAAAAGCUGCUAAAAGGUCAGGGAAUCGAGUUCAGCAGGAGAAGGUAAAAGAUCGAGCUAAGUUUGCGGCAGCAAAAGAAGCAGCAAAGAACAAGGGAAAGGGCAAGAUCGAUGAGGAUGAUCGUCCAGCUGAGGCCCCGAAGAAGUGGAGGGAUUACAGUGUGGAGUUCCACUUCCCUGAGCCUACGGAACUGACGCCGCCUCUUUUGCAGAUAAUGAAUGUAAGCUUCAGUUAUCCUAAUCGGGAGGAUUUCAGGCUCUCAGACGUUGAUUUGGGUAUUGAUAUGGGAACUCGGGUUGCCAUUGUUGGGCCUAAUGGAGCUGGUAAAUCUACUCUCUUGAAUCUUAUUGCUGGUGAUUUAGUUCCAACAGAGGGUGAAGUGCGAAGGAGUCAGAAGUUGAGGAUUGGGAGGUAUUCUCAACACUUUGUUGAUCUGCUAACAAUGGAGGAGACACCUGUGCAGUAUCUUCUUCGUCUUCAUCCAGAUCAAGAGGGACUCAGCAAGCAGGAGGCUGUUCGGGCCAAGCUGGGGAAAUUUGGACUUCCCAGCCAUAAUCACCUCACUCCAAUUGCAAAAUUAUCUGGAGGCCAGAAAGCUCGAGUUGUUUUCACUUCGAUUUCCAUGUCAAAGCCUCAUAUAUUGCUAUUGGAUGAGCCCACAAACCAUUUGGAUAUGCAAAGCAUAGAUGCCCUAGCUGAUGCAUUGGAUGAGUUUACUGGUGGAGUUGUCCUCGUAAGUCACGACUCUAGGCUGAUAUCACGUGUCUGCGAGGAUGAAGAGAAGAGUCAAAUUUGGGUGGUAGAUAAUGGGACGGUGAACACUUUCCCUGGUACUUUCGAAGACUACAAAGACGAGCUCCAAAGAGAGAUUAGAGCGGAGGUUGAUGAAUGAUGCGGCAGUUGAAUUAGGUAUCGAGUUCCCCCAUAAUAUUUUUUUAUAUAUUAAGACGUAUAAAUGCAUUGAAACCUGCACAUUUUCUUUAUAUUUCUUUUUCUAGAAAAACAUGUGAGUGUACCUCUCUGUAUUGCGGAUCUAUUUGAAAUUCCAAGCUUGUUUACCUAUGAAUAUGACAUUGUACACUAGGAAAAGUGCAAGCUUGGUAGCAGUUACAAAAUUUUAUUGGACUGUAUAGUUGAUGUUGCUCUGAGAUUCCUUUUUGGGAUGUUAGAACCGUAUUUUUUUGCAGACAAUGUAGCACAAUUUACUGUCUUGUCA
Molecule: messenger RNA, 2700 nt
Organism: Gossypium raimondii (Peruvian cotton)
Lineage: Eukaryota; Viridiplantae; Streptophyta; Magnoliopsida; Malvales; Malvaceae
Product: ABC transporter F family member 4
Exons: 2
Coding region: 226-2376 (716 amino acids)
Molecular function (GO): ATP hydrolysis activity; ATP binding
Source: RefSeq, a predicted model, not a curated record